ACUGUCCCCCCGUGAGCAAGGGGAAUUUAGGGUGUGUGGUGUAUGGGGUUCCAGCCGUACCCAAGGAACGGUGACUAAGGAGCUUUCCAGGAGGGUUCUGGCUGGAGAGAACAAGACCAGCGCGUGAUCAGACCUUGGGUGACUAACACACACACACACACACACACACACACACACAGGACCACUUGUUGCCCGCCGUCCGGGGCACCGUGCCCCUCCUCACCAAGAUGGCAGCCACCCCCAUGCCACCCUACCGUUGCGGGUUACGGUUUCAAUCACAAGCCACACCAUCAUCCAUACCACUGUAAAAAGUCAUGAUUCACGCUUUACGUCACCAGUAAACGCACCCUUGAUCAUGAUAAAUCUUCAACAGAAUCCAUUAAUUUCAAUCACAAUUGUUUAUAAUCCUAAUAUAUUUAUUUUCUUCUGCAAAUACUUGCACUUUAAUUACAUCAUCAUCAUCAUAAUCAUGUCUUCAUAAAAUACGUGCAGAGGAAGGGUUACAACUGAAUAUCUUGAAAAGGAAAUAGUUAUAGUCAUUUGCCUCAGCACAACCGCGAAGCACCAAACGAAGAACAGACUGCGGCAGCCUUCCAGUGGUUACAAUGCCUAGUGACAACAGACGAGUCGUAUGCAGUAUUAUUGCAACAACAAAAACAACAACGGUGGUACGGAAAUUAUGAAGGAACUAGAGAGACUUGUCGUUUGGCCCUGAUCCUCGUAAGACGAUCACCGACUUAUCUUCCGCUAGUGAGGCUUCGGCAGGGCGGCCAACGUGACGAGUCAGGCGCCGUCCCGGGAAUGCCUGCGGCAGACCAUGAACGGCUAGUCUCGGGCCUGCUCGGGGGAGUGAGGGAAGCAAGACUAUCCAUCCUCGGAGAAGAUGCUUGCGGUGGCGGUGUGGGCGUGGGUGUGUGCCGCGGGCGUGGGCUGGGCGUCGGGGGAAUGCGUGGCAGCGGCGGAGGGCGCGGUGGAGACUGUGGAAGGGGACGCAGCCAUCACCCUCCUCCUGCCUCUUCACAACGGGCCCAAGUGCGACCAGCUGGACCUGACAUCUGUCCAAAUCAUGGAGGCGACGAAGCUGGCGGUGGAGAAGGUCAACUUUUUGGGUCUCGUGCCCGGCGUCCGGCUGGGGCUUCGCAUGGCAGACACCUGUGGCUUAGAGGGACAGAGUGUGAAGGCGGCAGUGCAAGCUUGGGCAGCAGAUGCUUUCACGUGUCCCCAGCCAGUCUUCACUCUUGGCUACUUGGGCCCUGGUGACACACACUCGGCGUCUGCAGUAAGCAGAGCCAUGCACACCCUGGGCACCCCCGUGGUGGCAUACGGCCCACGUUCUACCACUGGCGAUGGCCCAAUUGAUUUGGUGUCCCCAGCCCCUUACCGCUCAAUGAAAGCAGUGGCGCAAAUGCUGAUUGGUGCAGGUGUGCAGGCGGUAAGUGUGGUGCACACAGCUGAUCCGGAGGGCAAGACGCUAAGCGAGUACUUUGUGAUGGCAGCCGAGUAUGUGUAUGUAUGUGUGGAUACAGUGCUUAAGGAGGAUGACAGUACCCGCAUGGCCGCCUUGCUGCGGCCUGGUCCAGGCACCAUCGUUAUCCUGGGAACCCGACACAGGGUGCAGCGCCUGGCCCAGGUUCUGGGUCAAGACGGGGGCCCUGCUGAGGUUCUCGUCCUUGUUGAGACGGGUGGUCCUGUACCCCAGGUGGAGCUGGCCAAGGUAGACACCCCAACACUACUCCUUCAGCGCAUGGCUCCAGUCUUGUCUGAGUUCCAGCUGUUCCUUGAGCGAGACAUGGGUGAGACUGAUUCUCUCCGGCGUCGUUACCUCGCUGCAGUAUCUGACUGUGCCACCUGCAGCGGCUACUUCGGAUAUGAUGCCGCUGCCCCGGCUGCCAUCGCUGCCGUCCUCAUGUAUGUUGAGGCAUUGCGCAAAGCAAAGACAACCCAUUGUCAGGAGCAAGAAGGCUUCUGCCCAGCGCUAAAAGCUCUGGAGGCCUCUGUGUGGCGCGAGUUGCUGACGACUGCUUCCUUGCAAGAAGUGGCCAAAACAGCCUUUCCUGAACUGCUCCAGGCAGGUUUGGAGCCUGGGAAUGAGGACAUGCCUCGGUACAGAAUCAAGCUUCUUAAAGAUGGGAACCUAACACAGGUUGGUCAAGCUGAUGAGGCCUCAGCAGUAAUGGGAUUGAUAGAGCCUCUGGAGACGCGUUGCAGUAGCCAGUGUCCUUGUCACCCCGUCGCGAGCAACCCCCCUUCCACGACAGGUCUGGACAUCAUGGGCGGUGCAGAGUGGUGGGACUGGAGACUUCCAAACACUACCAAUUUGUCUGGAGGGGAGAUGGCUGCCUAUGCCACAGCCUUCUCCUUCCUCAUCCUAGUAUUCCUUAGCUCCAGUAUGAUCUGCAUCUACAACAUAAUAAAGUCCCCCAGAAGAAAUUAAGCAUGUCAAGAAAGUCAACUGCAAAUGUUCAUGAGUGCUUACUGGUGAGAUGUCACUACUCAACCUCUGUUUAUCUCUUUUCAAGAUGCUCAUCUAUGUCACAUUAACCCUUGGGUAAGUGAUGGAAGAACCCAUUACUCUGGGAAAAAGGAUCAGUGUGACAUGUAGGGUGCCACAGUUUACCUCCCCCACUUCCCCAAAGGUACCCACUGACUGACCAGACCAAAUGGGAGUAUGAAGAGUUUGGUGGACUGCAAACAGCUGUCCAAGUCAGGAUUGAACUGGACCUGCAGAUUUGUAGCUAGGCAUGCUAACCAAUACAUCACUGAGGCACUGUGUUCACAUAUACACACUAUGAUAAAAUAGCUUUCAAAGAUGAGACACUUGGAGUUUAACUCAAUUCUGUAAAAAUACAUAUAGGUAGGAAAGUGUUCCUCCCUCUUUCAGGUGUUCACAGGAAAACAAGCAGUCAUAGUAUAACUAUAUACAUUUAUUUGUUGCCUUACACUAUGAAUAUUCUGAGUGUACGGAGCCUUUCCCUGAUGACAAGCGAAGCAAUGUUGAACAUGAAGAAAGACCUGGUAGCAUUAAAUGCAAUGACUCCAGCCACCUGUUUUAGUUCUACACCUUUCAUUACAUAUUAAAAAGAUGCCUCCCAUGAUUGAGGUAUGCAGUAUUCCUAUGCUUUGUUGAGCUUAUUCAAAUAUGACUGUGUGUGUGUGUAUUUACCUAGUUGUGAUAUACAGGAAGCGAGCUAUGCUCGUGUAGUCCCGUCUUGGAGUCUCAAUUGGUCAAACUUCUCUUUAAACCCGUUAUGUUUCUGGAUUGAGCAACAUCUUUGUCUAGGUUGUUCCACUGGUCGAUGCAUCUAUUGGGGAAGCUAUAAUUCUUUACAUCUUUCAAGCAACUUGUCUUUCUCAGCUCCCUUUCAUGUUGUGUGUGUUUAUUUACAGUACCUAUUUGUAGUAUACAGGGCCUGAGCUCAAGCUCGGUCAGUCCUGUCUCCCAAUCUAUAUUUGUUUAGCUUUUCCUUCCUUUUAUGGACACUGCCUACUUCAAUGAUGUCUUUGCUAAGUCGAUUCCAUGUCUCCACAUUCCUGUAUGGAAAACUCAACUUCUUUAGGUCUUUCAAACAAGUCCCCUUUCUCAAUUUCUUACUGUGUCUUCUUAGUUGCCUCCUCCCUUCCAUCUCGAUUAAAUAAUUUCUAUCCAACACUUCCAUUCCACUCAUAUUCCUGUACAACGCUAUCAGGUCUCCUCUUUCUCUUCUUUCUUCCAGUGUUGGUAAGCCCAGUUCAUCUAAUCUAGUCUUGUGUAUUUACCUAGUUGUGAAAUACAGGAAAAGAGCCGUACUAGGCUCGUGCUGUCCCGUCUCCAUAACGCUUAUUAUCCAGAAACUUGUGCAGAAAGUGAGGUGUGUGUGUGUGUAUGUGUGUGUGUGUGAGUGUGUGUGUCAAUCUAAAAAAGAUACACAUCACCACCUAUACAACCACCUGCUUCAAUCAAGAGUAUUAUGUCAUUGUAAACAAAGCGGUACAUAAAAGAACUUUUAGUGACAGCUGCAAUUGUAAAUAUCUACAUACAUAAAUAAACAGACAAGCUUG
This is a messenger RNA of Eriocheir sinensis (Chinese mitten crab), 4038 nucleotides long. RefSeq lists its product as uncharacterized. The transcript is spliced from 8 exons. Gene Ontology annotation, molecular function: adenylate cyclase inhibiting G protein-coupled glutamate receptor activity. Bases 884 to 2434 code for a protein of 516 amino acids. The record is from RefSeq and is a predicted model, not a curated record. Lineage: Eukaryota; Metazoa; Arthropoda; Malacostraca; Decapoda; Varunidae.